UCAAGUAGUUAACGAUUUCAACACUCGUAAAACAUUAAUACAAGAUUUUACACGACUCAAAGAACACAAAAGAGGAGCAAUUCUGUUUUAUUGUUUUAGAUUCCGCCUAAGCCGAAGAAUCGAACUCUGGGACAAGUUACGUUGGGUUAAACUAAGAAUUACACUGAAUUGAAAAUGGCUAUAUGUGAUACCAGUGCAAGGGAUCAAGCUCUAAUUAGAACCUUACUGAGCAUAUCUGAACAAUCGUCAGGUCCUAAGCAUCCUGAAUACAUAGCUUAUAAUGACAGACUAUACACUUUGAUAUUAUGGUUAGAAGGAUUAAGCCAGAAGCCAGAAAUCUUAGCAGAGAUGGGCCUCUGUUAUAAUUAUUACGAAAAUCAAGUCUAUUGUUUUUACUGCGAUUGCAAAAUGUCUCGACUUCAACACGGAGAGGAUCUAUGGAUUAUACACGCUAUCCUUGCACCAUACUACAAUUAUCUAAGAACCCGGAAAGGAGAAGAAUUCAUAGAAAAAGUAUAUACAAGUGUAAACUUUAAUAGAAAACCACCACCAAAGAGUCUACAUUGCCAUGAUCAAUAUUCUAGUUCGGAUAAAUCAGAUAUAGUAGUAAUGAAACCACUGGAUUGUAAAAUAUGUUUCAGAAAGGAAGGCAAGAUCCUUUUUCUUCCUUGUUCUCAUUUAAUUGAUUGCGCAGAGUGUGCCAUUAAAUUAGAAGAAUGUUGCAUAUGUUAACAAACAAUCGAACAUAUGAUUCAUGUAAACUCUUAAAGAGGAAACAUCUUGACGAUUUCAUCGAACAUGUAAGAUGAGGAUAAAAAGCAUAAAAUUAUAUCUAACCCGACCACUCGGAAAAAUUAAGAACCAUUAUAUGACGAUUUCAACGAAAUUUAGAUAAACUAUUAUCCGAACCAUUACUGCAAGAAGAGUUGAAAUAAAUGAAUAUAUAGAAGUACGAUUAAAAGUAGAUGAUAAUAUUAUUGAUAUAAGAAGAAUUAGACAUCGCGUGCAGAACCAUCGUAUAAUUAGCUGAACAACGAACAAGAACUAAUUCAUUAAGGAAGCAGCCACGAGGGUAUUCUUAAGCCGACUUCAUACACCACUGUAACGUUUCAGAUCAUGACUUCAAAACAAUAAACAAGUAAAUAGAGAUUAA
Nasonia vitripennis (jewel wasp) is the source of this 1153-nucleotide messenger RNA. RefSeq names its product baculoviral IAP repeat-containing protein 7-A-like. Bases 175 to 732 code for a protein of 185 amino acids. The record is from RefSeq and is a predicted model, not a curated record. Lineage: Eukaryota; Metazoa; Arthropoda; Insecta; Hymenoptera; Pteromalidae. Gene Ontology annotation, biological process: regulation of cell cycle. Gene Ontology annotation, cellular component: nucleus; spindle microtubule; cytoplasm. The transcript has a single exon.